Molecule: messenger RNA, 1547 nt
Organism: Aspergillus novofumigatus IBT 16806
Lineage: Eukaryota; Fungi; Ascomycota; Eurotiomycetes; Eurotiales; Aspergillaceae
Product: BTB/POZ domain-containing protein
Exons: 2
Coding region: 347-1126 (259 amino acids)
Source: RefSeq, a predicted model, not a curated record
CAGGUACACAGCCUACUUCCAAACUUCGCUGAUAGUAAGUGGUCUUUCGUGAGAGAGCUGUUUGCUGAAUCCACUCAGAUCUGCGUUCGCUCUGUCUUGAUUGUGUGUGCCAAUGAGAUUUUACAUUAUCACACAAUGGUCUGUGUGGCUAUGAUAGCGGCUCAGAAACUGUCAAUCAGGUAUAUAUAGAGCCAGGACGUCUGGCAGACGGUCUAUCAAGCAAUCGUUACGUUCGAAAUAGAGUACGGGGAACAUCAACUGCCUCAACUCUGCGUCGCAGCUCAACCACCUUCUGUAGUUCCUCCCACCUACACUACUGGCGAUUGGACUUCACGUCGCACUAGAAAUGUCUAAUGAGGAGGGAAAAUCAGCCUGUUUCGAAUUCUUGACUUCCGAUACGGUUGCCUUGAGAUCACCAGGAUCAACGUGCACGUUCAAGAUUCACAAAGACCUCUUGAAGUCCAAGUCUACAGUCCUUCAUGCAGCGCUCACCAGCGAAUUUUCGGAGGGCGAGGAUGGAGUGUAUCCCUGCUCAGACACGACUGAUGGGACUCUUGCCCGCUUUGUUGAGUGGACAUAUCGAGGCGACUAUCCGGCAUCAGUGAUCAGCAUGGACCUGGUGCAGGAGAAAAUCAAAGCCUCUGAUGACGCUGACGAGACUGACGCAUCAUCGGCAGCAGCCGCCAAUGUGAGCGAAAGUACGGAUGUGGAGCUUGACAAUCAUCCUUUGCUGGCACACCUCCGACUCUAUAUUUUCAGCGACGUAUACCUCAUCUCGGAACUGAAGCAGUUGGCCUAUGAAAAGCUCACUGCAUGCUUUGCGGAUAUCAACAGACCCCAAACCCUCGAUCAACAACGUGCAGUUAUCGCUUCCUUGCGAGUCGCAUUCCUCAAGAUCCCGCUGAACGACAGCCUCGUGGACUGGCUGGCCCAUUAUGCGGCAUACAGCGUCAAUCAACUUCGACUUCAGCCCUCUUUUCACGAUCUUCUUGAAGCCGCUCCUGCCCUGUGCUCGCGCAUGAUGAAUACUUUAACCCCGGCUUCAGCUGCUCCUUGGCAAAGUCAGACUCCGAGACAUAGAUUUCCCCCUUACAAGCCGGGCAGUUAUGAGGAACAAUGGGAGUGAAUUUGAAGGUGGGUAACAUUCGUGAGAAAGUACGGCCGUUGGUACGAGCCAUACAAGCUACGGGGAGAAGUCUUGAACAAGAAGUCUUGUUUUCCUGGUCUAGAAGGGUUAGUACUCGAUAUUGGCCUUAACACCAUGCUGAUGAUGGAUUAUUCUAUCGGAUUCUGAAACCAAAACAACGGGCCUGGCAAUUGACUAUCGGUUCGUGGAUUUGCCAGAGUGGAGACAGACUUCUAGAAGAAUCAAGUUUCGGCACGUCUCUUCGUUAUCCAUCGUAGUAAAAAGGCCGGACAAAUGGUAGAGCACGAUGAAGAUGGAUCCCUACAUCCAUCCUUCUACUGCUCAACCUCCAGCGCUCAUGAUUAUAAAUCGGAAAGAAAGGUAACUAUCUCUUAAGGUGCAACUGCCGGCGAUUGGAGAC